AUGCUGAAGAAGGUGGCACCAACGGAGACCGCGUGCCAGUUUGAGCAUGAGUCGGAGGUCUGCUUUAUGGGCUGGAAGAAGACCACGGCCUUCGAGCUUCCACUGGACUACUUCCGAAACUAUUCCCUCCAGAACAGGUCACAAAAGUCCUGGAACAAUCCCUUGGAUGUCAUUGGCCAAAGAAACUGUACCUCCAUGCAGCCGUUUCAGGACAGUGAGGGAGCAGAGCCCUUCCUGCUCACCCUGCAGCUGGUGUCCGAAAUGCAUGUCGACGAAGUCAGCGCCGUGCCCUUUCUGCUCUCAGAGCAUGGGCGCGUCUUGAAAUCGGACUUCGCGUGCACACAGCGGAAGCAGAGAUGCGAGCUCAACGUUCACCACGCGGCCGAACUCGUGCAAGCUGCCUGGCAGGCCAGAAACCUCGGGAACGAGAUGCCGAUGAUGGGCAUCGUCUUCCUCCUGCCAAAAGAAUGUUCGCUCUCUGUGACCGAUUACUGGAACUUCACCCUGCAGGAAUUUGAUCUUCAGUCUGGUCACCAGGCCACCAUUUGUGGGUAUACCCACGCACCCAUGGCAGCAGCCAAGUUCUGUGGCGGUGACUUCGAGACACGCGCAUUCAAGUUUCCCAUUGAGCCGAGACAAAAGGAUUGCGUGGGCCCACGCAGUUUCAGAAGAGGUCAAAGCUACCCAAAGGCAGUAGCGAGAUCGACGCCGUCGUGA
Molecule: messenger RNA, 717 nt
Organism: Symbiodinium natans
Lineage: Eukaryota; Dinophyceae; Suessiales; Symbiodiniaceae
Source: the annotation of a GenBank genome assembly